This is a messenger RNA of Xiphias gladius (swordfish), 2850 nucleotides long. RefSeq names its product lysine acetyltransferase 14 (gene kat14). Bases 1 to 2382 code for a protein of 793 amino acids. Gene Ontology annotation, molecular function: acyltransferase activity, transferring groups other than amino-acyl groups. The transcript is spliced from 10 exons. Lineage: Eukaryota; Metazoa; Chordata; Actinopteri; Istiophoriformes; Xiphiidae. The record is from RefSeq and is a predicted model, not a curated record.
AUGGACAGCAGCGGCGAGCAGCUGGGUGGGGGUGAGGACGAGGCGGCCUGUACGUCGGCCUCAGAGGGUCUGGAGGAGGGGGAGGUGGAGGGGGAGACUCUGCUGAUCGUGGAGUCGGAGGAUCAGGGAUCCGUGGAUCUGUCACAUGACCAGAGCGGAGACUCUCUGACCAGCGACGUGGGUGAGGAGGCCGACGGAGGCUGGGCCUGCGAGGACAUGUCCUUCUACUGCGACCGCUGCCACAAAUGGAUACCUGCAGCUCAGCUCCGCAGCGAACAGCCCAGCUACCUGAAAGGAGACAACUUCUUCAAAUUCAUCUGCUCUGACUGCUCCGAGGACGGCAAGGAGAGCUUCGAGAGGAUGAGACUCACCUGGCAGCAGGUGGUGAUGUUGGCCAUGUACAAUCUGUCCCUGGAGGGGACGGGUCGGCAGGGUUACUUCAGGUGGAAGGAAGACAUCUGUGCUUUUAUUGGCCGACACUGGAACUUCCUGCUGGGAACGAGGAAGAAGACGUCGACAUGGUGGAGCACAGUGGCCGGCUGUCUGUCGGUCGGUAGUCCCACCUUCUUCCGAUCAGGAGCGCAGGAGUUCGGUGAGCCCGGCUGGUGGAAGCUGGUCCAGAACAGACCUCCGACCCUGAGACCAGAGGUGGACAAAUCCACCACUAAGACUAAGGUCUCCAAACCUGCAGUGGACCCGAUCAUCACUGUGGAGGGUCUGAGAAAACGUGGCGCAAGAAACCCUGUGGAGAACGCCAUGCAGCUGAAGGAGAAGCGUUCUCGCACGCAGGAGGCCAAAGACAUCCGGCGGGCUCAGAAGGAAGCGGUUGGAGGCUACACCGACCGCAGCGCCUCCUCCACGCCCGUCAAGCUGGGCGGAGGUCGCAGCGGGAGCACCGGGCGCCGGCCCGAUCUCAUCCUGGAGAAAGGUGAGGUCAUUGAUUUCUCCUCCCUCAGCUCUUCAGACCGAACACCGCUCACCAGUCCGUCACCAUCGCCUUCGCCUGACUUCUCCGCCCCGGGGACACCAGCAUCUCAUUCAGCUACACCCAGCCUGCUGUCAGAGGCGGACCUCAUCCCCGAUGCCAUGCCUCCACAGGCGCUGUUCCACGACGAUGAGGAGAUGGAGACAGAGGGGAUGAUCGACCCAGGGAUGGAGUACAUCCCUCCUCCCAGCGCCAGCCUUGCGGCCCGCAAGAAGCUCCGACCAGCGCCACCUCACAUCAAACGUGAAGCGGAGAGCGAGGACGAUGAAAGCCGCGAGCGUGAGGAUGACUUUGAGGAGCCAGCGGCACGAAGCGAAGGUCCGUCUCUCUCUGCCGGGGGGUGUGUUGGUGCCGGAGGGCCCGAGCGGAGGAGGAUAACGCAUCCAGAGAAAACAGACAGAGCUGGCGGCGUCUCCCAGAGUCCUCGCUACGCCCCCCUCACUCUUUACGAGGAGAGGAUGCUGCUGCGGCGGCUGGAUGCCUGCCCGCUGGCCUUAGCCGUCACCCCGCAGGCCAAACGCCUUCACAGGAAGCUGCUGGUCCGCCAGGCCAAGAGGCAAAGGGGGCUCCCCCUGCUGGACAUCGACCGGGCAGUCAGCGCCACCCUCAGCCUGGUGGGAGGUAUCUAUGGCGCCCAGGAGGUGGGGACACUGAUGGGAGGUGGAAUCAUGGGAAAAUACUGCACCAACAGCCAGGAGCUGCGAAUUCUUGAUCGCUUCCAGACCAACCUCUCUAGCAGAAGGGGAGUCCAGCAAAACUCGGUGUCCUUCUGGCAUCGGCUGAUGGGAGCAGAAAGCAGUGUGGACCAGAGCAUCAAGAGUCCAUAUACCUCGCGCAUCUUGAAACCGUUCAUCAGGAGGGAUUAUGAGAGUCGUCCGGUGAAGCUCAGGUUGCUGGCGGAGAUCAGAGCUUACCCUCACAGAGCAGAGCCUGACUGGGUCCCUGAGCCUGACGCCCCGAUCGACUACUGCUACGUCCGCCCAAACCACAUCCGCUCCGUCAACGCCAUGUGUCAUGAUAGCUUCUGGCCAGGUGUGGACCUCUCUGAGUGUCUGCAGUACCCGGACUUCAGCGUGGUCGUCCUCUAUAAGAAAGUCGUGAUCGGCUUUGGUUUCAUGGUGCCGGAUGUAAAGUACAACGAGGCCUACAUCUCCUUCCUGCUGGUCCACCCUGAGUGGAGGAGAGCCGGCAUCGGCACCUUCAUGAUCUACCAUCUCAUCCAGACGUGUAUGGGGAAGGACGUCACACUGCACGUGUCGGCCAGUAAUCCCGCCAUGCUGCUGUACCAGAAGUUCGGUUUCAAAGCGGAGGAGUACAUCCUGGACUUCUAUGAUAAAUACUACCCCGUCGACAGCAAAGAGUGCCGCCACGCCUUCUUCCUCCGACUGAGACGCUGAGACGACGACGCCGUGUGUUCACCUUACUUUUCAAAUGACCAGAACAUCCGGUCCAGCGGUGUUGUUCAGUGAGCUGGUCCACUGCGGCACACCUGGACCUGGCUGAUGAGGGAGGAGACAGACUUAUAUUUCACAGUACUUUUGGUUAAAUCAAUCAUGUGACUGUUGGUGCUUCUGGAGAUAUUUACAACCAGGAAAUCAUGAGGAUCAGUAAUUAAAUGUCGCUCAGAUGAAGUAAACUCAACUGCUUCAAGAGCAGAAAAAUUCCAACAUAUGAGCUGUAUCAAAAAAAUCAGGGUGAAGCUCCUGAUGUAUCUAGUUUUAUCAGUUCAGUUUCGUUGUCGAUAAAUGUCUUGGCCUUGUUUUGUCUCAUUUGGUUCGGUUUCCCACUAAACUUCCUUUUCUUCAAUCAUCUGUUAAACGUUGUCUGAAUGUUUGUGAGCAAUUAAAGCAAAACAGUGAAAACUU